AUGGUGCAACGAACCCAGAAAGUGAUUGCUCUCAGAGGUACUAAGCAAGUUGGGCAAGUAACGUCAGCUGAAAGAGGGACGCUUGUAACGGUUUGCUGCGGUAUUAAUGCAUUGGGUAACUCAAUACCACCAUUUUUCAUAUUCCCACGGGUUAAUAUCAAAACAUAUAUGCUAAAUGAUGCCCCUGUUAGUUCAGAUGGAGCAGCACAUCCUUCAGGGUGGAUGACAUCACCAAAUUUUUUAAAAUAUAUUCACCAUUUCGCCAAACACGCAAAACCAACGCCUUCAUCGCCAGUUCUUUUGCUGCUGGACAAUCAUGAGAGCCAUAUUUCAGUACCAGUUCUCGAUUUUUGCAAACAAUCAGGCAUUGUUUUAAUGACUUUCCCACCACACUGCAGCCAUAAACUGCAACCUCUAGACCUGACUGUCUAUGGACCACUGAAAACUUAUUAUAACACUGCUGUAACAGAUUGGAUGGUAAGCAAUCCGGCCAAAACAGUAACAAUUUAUGAAAUACCAAAAUUAGCAGCAAAAGCCAUUCCACUAGCAUUCAAGUUGCAGAAUAUUCAAAGUGGAUUUGAAAAAUCUGGCAUAUGGCCAUUGAAUUCAAAUAUUUUCUCCGAUGAAGAUUUCGCUUGUUCUUUUAUAACUGAUCGCUGCUUGUCGGAAGAGGGUAAUGUUCCUUCAGAACAAUCUAUUUCAGACCAACCUGUCACUGAACAGCCUUCAACAGGGGAAAAUCAGAGUCUAGAGGAUCGUACAAGUUCAAAUGUGGAAGUCAUUGGGCCAUCUCAACUGGAAUCUCCCUCUACAAGUCAAAUUAGUGGCACUGUCAAUGUACGAGUAACGCGUAAUUGCAGGGUAUCGAACAGAAGAAGGGAAAAACUAGAAUAUUGA
Molecule: messenger RNA, 897 nt
Organism: Ctenocephalides felis (cat flea)
Lineage: Eukaryota; Metazoa; Arthropoda; Insecta; Siphonaptera; Pulicidae
Exons: 1
Coding region: 1-897 (298 amino acids)
Cellular component (GO): nucleus
Molecular function (GO): DNA binding
Source: RefSeq, a predicted model, not a curated record